AUAUUCUUCAAUUGUCUCAGUUUUUGUCAAAUUUUGAAGGCACAGACACGUAUCGGAAGAACUCAAUGGAGUCGAAAGAAGAGUUAGAUCUCACCCUCUCGCUUCGGUGUGGGACUUCUCAGGAAACUCCUACUUCUUUCCUUUCCCUUUUCCCAUCAAAUUCUUUUCAAACAAACCUACCUUUAAUGGAAACACUUUCUUCUAAUCCUGACUUUAACCCUAAUCCUUCUUCUUUGUCGACAUUUUCCAACAACAAUAACACCAAUCUUUCGUUACCAUCUUGUAACGACAACGUCAACCUUCCAAAUGCGUCUGUUGAAGCGGCAAAUAAUGUUUCUACAGUUAGGUCUUGUCAGACUUCAUGUACUCGACGGAGUAAACGAAAGAGCGAAACUGUUCCUGCAUUGUUUCCUUGGGCGAAGAAUCAACGAGCAACCGUCCAUAGUAAGGAAUAUCUAUUGGAGAAUAAUAUCAACACCAUCAAAGGAAAGGUUCACUGCAAGAGGUGCGAGCAUGAAUUCGAGUUGAGUCUGAAUUUGGAAGAGAAAUUGAAUGACUUAUGUGAAAUUAUUAGCAAAGGAAAACAUAAGUGGCAUAAUAGAGCUCCACGGGUUUGGAUGAGUCCGGUGUUCCCAAAAUGUCCUCUUUGCGAACGAGAAAGCAGCAGCAGACCCAUCAUUGCCAAAAACAAAAAGGAGAUUAAUUGGUUGUUUUUAUUGCUUGGUCAGAUGCUUGGUUGCUGCACACUUAAUCAUCUAAAAUAUUUCUGCAAGCACAAUGAGAUCCAUCGAACUGGUGCCAAAGAUCGUCUUCUUUAUGAUACCUAUAAGACUCUCAUCAAUCAACUUCUACCUGGUUUUUUUGUUUGA
Molecule: messenger RNA, 869 nt
Organism: Vigna radiata var. radiata (mung bean)
Lineage: Eukaryota; Viridiplantae; Streptophyta; Magnoliopsida; Fabales; Fabaceae
Exons: 1
Coding region: 66-869 (267 amino acids)
Source: RefSeq, a predicted model, not a curated record